Strongyloides ratti is the source of this 2301-nucleotide messenger RNA. RefSeq names its product Probable dolichyl pyrophosphate Glc1Man9GlcNAc2 alpha-1,3-glucosyltransferase. Lineage: Eukaryota; Metazoa; Nematoda; Chromadorea; Rhabditida; Strongyloididae. The record is from RefSeq and is a predicted model, not a curated record. The transcript is spliced from 5 exons. Gene Ontology annotation, biological process: protein N-linked glycosylation; DNA repair. Gene Ontology annotation, molecular function: endonuclease activity; dolichyl pyrophosphate Glc1Man9GlcNAc2 alpha-1,3-glucosyltransferase activity. Gene Ontology annotation, cellular component: endoplasmic reticulum membrane. Bases 1 to 2301 code for a protein of 766 amino acids.
AUGAAGAAAAUUAAUAAUAAAGAAAAGGAUAAAGAUAAUAUAACAGCUGUUAGUUUUUUUAAUGUAACAUUAAUAUCUAUUAUAUGUCUUAUAACAAUAAAAACAUGUUUAAUUCGAAGUUACACUUCAACAGAUUUUGAAGUUCAUAGAAAUUGGAUGGCAAUAACAUUUUCAAAAAAAUUAUCGGAAUGGUAUUAUGAGAAUACAUCUGAAUGGACAUUAGAUUAUCCACCAUUUUUUGCAUAUUUUGAAUGGUUACUAGCUCAAGGGGCUCAUAAAAUAGGUUUAAAAAAUUCAUUAGAAAUAUCUGAAAAACCUAUAAUGAAUGAUGGUAUUUUAUACUAUCAACGAUUUACAGUAAUUUUAAGUGAUAUAUUUUAUUAUUUUGGUGCAAUAGUAAUAUCAAACAUAUCGGAAGAAUCACCUUUCAAGGGUGGGAAAGAAUUUACAAAACGAAAAAGAUAUUUUAUCUUUUUUAACUUGGUUUUUUUUGUACCAUUGAUUCUUUUGGAUAAUAUUCAUUUUCAAUACAAUGGUUUUUUAACUGGAUUUGUUUUACUUUCAAUUCAUUUUAUUUUUAAAAGAAAGUUACUAGUAUCAGCUUUACUGUCAGCAAUAUUAAUUAAUUUUAAGCAUAUUUAUAUUUACUAUGCUCCAGGAUAUGUAGGAUUUUUUAUAUUUAACUAUCUUUUACCGAUAGAUUUUAAUUUUACAAAACGUAUAAUAUCAUUGGGUGGAUGUGUUUUGAUGCCAAUAUUUUUAAGUUUUGGACCAUUUUUAUAUACAACUGGUCUAGAGGGAUUUUCACAAAUUUUAUCAAGAUUAUUUCCAUUCAAAAGAGGUUUAACUCAUGCUUUUUGGGCACCUAAUUUUUGGGCUUUAUACAAUGGAGUUGAUUUUGUUUUAUAUAAUAUAAGAAAUAUAUUAUCUAAGUAUUUAAAAAAUAGUGAUAUAAUUAAUAAACCUGAAUAUACAAAUGGAUUGGUACAAGAAUAUAAUCAUACAACACUUCCAAAUAUAAAACCAUAUCAUACAAUAGCACUUAUUAUUAUUUUCUUAUCACCUCUUAUUAUAAUAAAUAGGGGAAAAAAAGAUUCUGGAAUUAAAUAUUUACAAUCUAUUCUUAUUUCAUCAAUGGCAUUUUUCUAUUUUGGUUAUCAUGUACAUGAAAAAGCUAUUUUGUUACCCUUAAUACCAUUAAUGAUAUUAUCAUUUAAAAAUCUUGCCUAUAUAUCGUUGUACUUUAAUCUUUAUAUUGUCUCACAUUUUACAAUAUUUCCAUUAAUUUUCUCACCCCUUGAAAAUCUUACCAAAUAUACAUUAUCUAUAGCAAUAACAAUUAUAAUAUCAAUAUUUUUCAAAAUAAUUUAUGGAAUUAAUUUAUGGAAAAGUUUUGAUAAGACCACCAAAUACUUUGCAAUUAUAUCUAUAUUUUUAGAAAUCUUUACUAAAAUAUUUCUACCAAUAUGUUUACCUAAUUUACAAUUUUUACCAAAUAUGUUAACAUCAUGUUUUCAUGCUGUUGUAUUAACCUGGACUUAUAUUAUUUUAGUAAGAGAUAUUUUAAAUCAAGAUGAUGAAAUAAAUAUUAAGAAGAAAAAAUUAUUAAAGGAAGAGUCUAAACUUAAAUUACUUUUAACUGAUAAAUUAAUAACGAGCAUUAAUAAUAUCAAAAUUGUUGCAGCUGUAGAUGGAACUUAUAAUAAAGAUGGUGAUGGACAAAUAUGUAUUUUAGGGAUAUGUUUCUAUGAUUUUAUUAAUAAUAGUGAAAUUGAUUAUUUUGAAAAAAUUAUAAUUAAUACACAACCAUAUAUAUCUUCAUUUUUUGCCGUUAAAGAGGGUGAAUGUACAAUUAAUUUUAUAAAAGAAAUUCUUUAUAAACAUCCUUUAUUAAAACCUGAUGUUGUAAUUAUUGAUGGAAAUGGUAUAUAUCACAAAAGAAAUUUUGGUUUAGCUUCUUAUAUUUCAUGUAAAUUAAAUAUACCAAGUAUUGGUAUUUCUAAAAAUAUCGAUCUAAGUCCAUUGAACAAUGAUUGUGAUGGAAAAAUAAUAAGAAAUGAAAUUAAAAAUGGUUGUAUUAUAAAAAGUAACAUAAACUUAUUUCCUUACGAUAAUAGAUGUCUUAUAUUAAGACAGCCUAAUUCGAAGAAACUAUUAUAUGUAUCCGUUGGAAAUGGUAUGAAAAUUGAAGUAAGUGGAAGAAUUGUUGAGCAUUUAAUUAAAAGUAAUUUACAAAAUAUGCCGGUUAAUGUGUGUGAUAGGAGAACAAGAGAUACAUACAGAGAAUAUUUUGAAAAAUAA